AUGGCAGAAGAAAUCGCGACCGCUUCCGGAAUUCCUGUUCCUGACAAGGCAUUGCGAGAUUUGGCCAAAAAUGUGGCGAAGAAAUUGCCCAAUUUCGCGGAGAAAGAGCCUGCAACUGCUCUGAAAGAACUUCAUUCUAUUCUCGCUCCUAUUUUGGAGACCGCAGACCUACCAGAUCUAGAGAACAGUCAUCGGGCAGCCGCAUCCAAUGCCUUGUGUGGAAUUAUUGAGUAUUGUGCGGCUUCCGACUGUGCGUAUGCACGAGAGGCAAUCCUAGAUGAUUCGAUAUGGAUGAGAACAUUCAACAUCUACCUCCAGCGGUCUGGAGAUGCAAAGGGCAAGUCGAUGAGGCAGAUGCUUUUGGUCCUCACGAAUGUCGUUACUAAAGACCAGAGUCCGCGUGCAAUCGAACUUCGAAGACGAGCCACCUCGUCUUUCCUGGACAUUACGUGUGAGCGAGAGGAUCGUAUCAAAGUCAAACCAGCUUUGCAAGGCCUUGCGCAUUUCCUACUUAGGGACGUCAUCUCCAUCACGGAGUUAAUCGGAUUGUUUGACGAGCAGCUAAAGCGCACAUCAGACGCAGUUCAGAGCCCCGUGACUUCAAGGACAGUGUUCAAAUCUUUCCUUGCCUGGGUCGUUCACCAUGAUACUGCUCUUUCGGCGGGCCAUCUGAUCAAGAACUACCUACUUCAGGCUCGACGUCUCGCAGACUAUGACGAGCAAGCCAACAAUGACUCGGUCUCACCAUUCUGGAUAGAGCCGGUAGCGCAGACGUUGCGCGAUUGGCCGGAUCGGAUUCAGGAGUUCAGAACUCACGUCUUCCCUCACUGCUUUCUACCUAACCUUUCGGAGUACUUGAGAUUCCUCGCAUUCCUCCAUUUUGAGUCCCAUGUUCCACACAAGAAUACGUUGCCUCGUCAACUGAAUCAAGCCGGCGGUCAUGCAUCGACUCUCGAGGGACUCGAAGAGUUCAGAAUAUUACUAGCAGCAAUCGCAACCGGGAAGGAACUCAACAUUGUAAAGGAUAACGAUUAUAGAGUUCAAAGUAAUAUCGAAAUCCGCGAUGGAGCACUUUAUUUACCGGACGACAUUCCCGGUGCCUGGAUGGCGGACCCGGAGGCUGAAGUCAGACUUGCAGGCAUGUUCCUUUGCGUAUACUCUACUUCCGUUACGAGAGCUAUCAGUGGUGGCGUCUUACAGGCUCUUAAGCGUAACCUCUUCCACCUGCAUACAGAUACGGACGCGAAUUUCCGCCGAGAGGUUCAUGGCUAUACACAGAAACUCUUUGACCGUCUCAGGGCUAGCACAGCGACUCUCGCAAAGUCAAGGUCGAAGAGCAGCGCAUCUAGCCAAACACGCCUCCCGUUCCCGAAAGCAAGCUCCAGUCCACAUAAUUCAGUAACACAAUUUGGACGACACGAUCCGCUUUCUGAAUCCUUGAAUUUCAUCGUCUGGUACAUGCAGUUUCUCGAGUGGGAGCUACGCCCAACUGCAUCUUAUCAGAGUCGCAUUACUGCACUACGUUCGAUUAUCAUUGUAUUACGAUCUGGAAUAGAUCCUGGGGUAUCGUUCACCAGUCUUUCCAAGUCCGCGCAAGGGCAGCUCAACUGGGCUCACGAACUUCAGAUUGGAAACACGAAACUUUGCCGAUCGUUGCUUGACCUGAUCUUAGAUCCCUUCGACGAUAUUCGAGACGCAGCUGUAUCAGUUUUGCAGCUAUGUCUAGUUGCGCUUCCUCGGGCUGAUCAAGAACGCACCAUGGCAAUGAUUCCUCGCUUCCUUGCGAGAGCGGAAGCUACAAUGCUUCGGACGGGUCGAGCAGAUCAAGCAGACGGAGUUGCUCGUGCCUACGGGAUGGUGUUCGCAUUGGCCAGCGACAACUCAAACACUUUCGCUGGCUCAAACUUUUGUUCGAAGCAGAGUCUGUUCGAACAUCUAAAAACACAACUAAAGGAUACCUUAAAUCUGGCUCACAACGAUCUUUCACAAGCCGUCGAUGGUCGGCCUGUACAUGGCACCUUUGCUGCGCUACGCUAUGUAGUUGAUCAGCCGGACUUCUACCCUUUCAUCUCGAGUUUACCAUCGGAUGUGUUUGCAAAUUGGAAAAAGUCCCACAGCGACAUCAUAACAAGCAUUGAGAGUCUUUGGUCUUGCGUCUAUCACGUCUUGUGUGCGGAUGCACCAGAAGGCCAUGUUCCCGACGAAUUGGAAGACGAGAAUAGUCUAGAUACAAAAGAGAUUCUAAGCUAUUCAUGGAGGGGACUGAAGGAGGCCAGCGUUCUAUUACGAACUGUCAUUCUUAAAGCCCCUGUAGGCGAUGGAGACGGCGACCUUGUCAGCCCGGAGCUCUUUGAAAAGCUGGGCAGACUCUGCUUUACUCAGCUGCUUGAACUUCGUCACCGCGGUGCAUUUUCGACAGUAUCUCAGACGUUUGCGGUCUUUUGUCGCCGUUGUGUUACCUCAAGUACACCCUCAAUACGCGCGCUGCCAGAGAUGUGGUACCAGGAAACCCUUCGAUCCAUCCAAGCAAAGUCAGACGCCAUCACUAGGAGAUCUGCGGGUAUUCCAGCAGCCAUGUCCGCAUUACUAGCAGCAGAACCCCAAGCAGGAGGCAAGCUCUUCCCACGAGCCAUCAAAGAUCUUGUGGCCGAGACCUUGGUAGCAGCGCAAAGUACGAAUAUAGAGGAAAGCCGUCUUCCUCAAGUACAUGCCCUCAAUUGCAUCAAAGAGAUAUUCACAACCUCCAAGCUGAGUGUUGCGUCAGAGGCAUAUAUCGGACAAGGUCUCGAGCUUGCUGCUAAAACCUUGAGCUCUCCCAUAUGGCCUCUUCGUAAUUGUAGCUUGAUGUUGUUCAAAGCUCUGAUCGAACGACUACUCGGUAGCGACGAAGCACAAGACUGGAAGGAGCGAGAGCGAGCUAAGACCUCGCGCUUCUCCUACGACAACUACCCCAGCCUAGUGAAGAUCUUAAUCGAGCUGCUCGAGCCAAGUAGUGAUGUCAAGAUUAUGGAGACACCCGAAGCCGGCAGUUCCCCGAUGGAUCUCCAUGGCGCCGAAGGCGUUUUCCCCGCCCUCCAGAUUUUGCGUCAAGCCCGACCACCGGGAGAUCUUUCUAAGAUUCGGGGUCUAGUGAGAGACUUGCUCCUAAGCCCACAUUGGCAUAUGCGGGAUAUGGCAGCUAGGACGUAUGUAUCACUGCGCGCUACAAACGAAAGUCACGAUGAGCUUUCUCCCAUUCUAGACACAGUCCCUAGCAACCACAACGGGCAACAUGGGAGUCUCCUAGUGGUGAAGUACCUGCUGAGGAAACUGCUGAGGGAUGAAACUCAAUGUACGAUGCAACACUUUGGAACCUUGAUGAAGCAGCUCGGGCAACAUGCAACGAGUUGGUACGUGUCGAGCAAUUGUCCAUUCGUACGAGCCGCCUUCCUUGACAUCGUAAGCAUUUGCGGCAUGGCCAUGCUCCGGAGGGCAAACGCUAUCUCAAUACUCGAUGCGUGGAUAGACCUCACUACGUCUAUAACCAUUGGACCCGAGUACAAAAUUGGGCCUAGCGACCGUCACGGCGACGAUUUGCUCCGGACAUCUCUUGCACAAGUGUACAUCAUCGAUCGCGUGAUUCUGCGCGAAGAUUCGCUUCAGCUCAUGGUUUCGGAUGAUCACCAAACCAUCGGCAAUGCACUCAUGCUUCUCGCAACCGAAGAUCCGGAUACCUGCAUGGAAGCCUUGGAAACGCUGGACACUACACUGCAGACGAAGACCUCCCACGACUUGACCGUUCCGCUCUCGCUAGUCUUAGCGCACAUCCAUCGCGUAGUCCUAGAAGCCGCCGAUCCAGAAAUCAUCUCGAAGGCGCAAGCAGUGCUAGCCGAAGCUCUCACCAACGACAACCUGAAGAGUGAUUUCUUCAGCUUGGUCGCGGAAGACCAGAUUAUUCUCACCCUCACUAAGCUGGAAACACAAUGCGUCCAAGGCCCACCAUCGAACAUGCAAAGCGCCCUACAUCUGCUAGGUUCCUUCCUCGACCAUGCGUAUCAUACGUACCCACUUCGCCGUACCGAAAUCCUAACAGCAAUCGGGCGUUACAUCCGCCUCCUACGCAUGACGACCAUCGACACAAACCCCUUCGAUACCCGUUUCGCCGCUGUCCAAUCCCUUUCCGCACUCAAGUUCAUCUUUACCUUGGCUCCGAACGGGAAAGUAAUAGGAUCGCUGGUCCUCGGUCUGGCAGUCGUUCUCUACGAUCUCCUCAACGACGAUGAUGAUGAGAUUCGGGAUUUAGCUGCUACUACAACAGGCUCCUUCCUGCGCUUACAAGGCAACCAGACCUUCAAAGACACAGUGCCGAUAUCCACGACGCAUCAUCUUGCAGCUUACCUGGUAACUGCGUUUUCCAACUCACAGCAUCUGGCUAAAGAGGCGGUACGACGUCUGACAAGCACACCUUCGCCUAAUCCUUGCUUCUCGAUAUCCUUCGCCGACACGUUCGCUCAGGAAAGGCAAGAAGACACAUCGCUUUUUGCGCAAGAGAAGCAAAAUCUGUACAAAGACGAUACACUGGAUACUAUCCUCUGGUCCCGUAUCCUCUUUUCCUUGUCACACUCCGCUGUUCCAGAGACCCUGCGCACUGGGUUGACCAACUGGGUGCUCGAUGGUAUCACGACACUUACGCAGACUGCAGAGAAGGAAGGCGAUGGCGCGCUUGGAUGGAGUACAAAAUCUGAGGUGUUCACGCUUGGUAUGCGGAUUUUCUGUGCGAGUGAAGUAGUGAUGAGAUGGGGUGGUAGGGAGAGAACGGAAGUGGUGAAGAAGAUGAGGAUAUUUGCCGACGUGGGUGUUGAUAGGGGUGUUCAUGGCUUGUGGGUUGAGAGGACUGAGAGCGUAUUGAGCAGGGAAGUGGUAAGGAUGUUGAAGAGGGUUAACGAAGGUCUGUUGGAGCUUAGGACGUAA
This is a messenger RNA of Alternaria atra, 4950 nucleotides long. RefSeq lists its product as uncharacterized. Lineage: Eukaryota; Fungi; Ascomycota; Dothideomycetes; Pleosporales; Pleosporaceae. The transcript is spliced from 7 exons. The record is from RefSeq and is a predicted model, not a curated record. Gene Ontology annotation, biological process: tRNA methylation. Bases 1 to 4950 code for a protein of 1649 amino acids. Gene Ontology annotation, cellular component: cytosol.